Messenger RNA from Lodderomyces elongisporus, 1647 nucleotides. Its product is annotated as transcription factor TFIIIC subunit. NCBI's taxonomy places the organism in Eukaryota, Fungi, Ascomycota, Pichiomycetes, Serinales, Debaryomycetaceae. The transcript has a single exon. Gene Ontology annotation, cellular component: transcription factor TFIIIC complex. Bases 1 to 1647 code for a protein of 548 amino acids. The record is from RefSeq and is a predicted model, not a curated record. Gene Ontology annotation, molecular function: protein binding. Gene Ontology annotation, biological process: transcription by RNA polymerase III.
AUGUUCAGAGCGAACAGAGCGGAAAACUUUAAGAGCAAGUGCCUAACAAAUUAUGGCAACAACUCACUUCUUUACGAGGUUUUGAAAAAAUAUAAAGAUGAUUGGGAAAGAUAUAUUUAUCUUGUGGACGAACAUUUGGUCGAGCGAUUUGCAAAAUUCUCAUCAAGAUAUCAUCUAACUUUUGCCAAUGACAUCGAAAUCAACAGCAUCAAGACUAAACAGGUCGAUGAAAUCUAUUUCAAUGCUCGUUUCAAGUCAAAUUUGAAAAUUAAUGUGGUCAUUGAACAAGAGGUGAAUGAACACGAAAGAAUAUUAGAUACACUUGAAACCAUAAAAAUUGCCGAUAAUGAAACAAUCAAACGAUUGGCAUAUGCAACUGCUGUGGGUGGUUGUAUAACAUCUAUGCAAUGGCUUCCCGAGAACCUUAAAAACUUUACAAGUGGAAAAAACACACAUUAUAAUUAUCUUGCAAUUGGUGUGAUUAAUAGCGGCACUGAACUGCUUGAAAGAAAACUCGCUACUAGUAGAGAGAUUUCAGUAUUCAACAGCACUAAACCUUUCAAGAAGAAAAAACUUGAAUCAGCUAUCCAAUUAUGGAGGUAUGAUACCAUCACAAAUCAAUUUACACUUCAACAUAUUAUUAUUACUCUGAUUUAUGGAGCAGUAUCUGAUAUCAAAUGGGCGCCCGUUUGCUCUAAAUCGGAAGAUAUAAUAGGCACUCUUGUUGCAACGUUUAAGGAUGGAACUAUUCGAGUCCUCAAGAUUCCACAUUCGCUAGCAAGGUACUCAGUAUUGGCAGAAUCAUCCUUGACAUUCUAUUCCGACAAACAUUCAAAAGAAGGAACCAUUAUAAACUCGAAUUUAACUUGUUUUGCAUUUCACGAAGAGGGUAAAAUAUUGGCAGGUACUGCAGAUGGGUUUUUGAUGGAAUUUGAAUUGUUUGAAACUGGUGCCGUGGAGAACGGUCCUUCAUUGCCGCCGGUGCCUAAUUACAAAUUUUUUGUUUCCGAUGGACCAAUCACUCAUAUAGAAUCGAUGAAAACAUUCUCGGGCGAGACAAUAAUAUUGAUCAAUGGACAAGCGUUUCGAGGGACCGCUUUCAUGUCUGAGAAUCCAAUUCAAGAAGCCUACUCCCCAGUGCAUGAAAAGUCGAAUGUUAAGCCCACAUACAAUUGUAUAUUACAGGAUGUUUUGGUUGCGUAUAAUCUCGAGCUUGCAAAAAUUCUCAACUUUAGGUCGCUUCAAGACGGCGCUGUUGAGAUUAUUAGAGUGAGCUCGCACAUUUCGGCAUGCAAGAUGUCUGAGGUAUUGGGCCAUCCGUUUAUGAUUGCAGGAACUAGUGCUGGUGAUGUAAUAUUGAUGAACUACGCGCGAAAGCUAUUUUCUAGGAGAGGCAAGAACAAGGUUCUUCAACCGUUGAAAUUGUGGAAGCUCACGUGGGAUACAAAAAGCCAUUCUUUAUCUAUAAAGGGCAACUACGAACGCAUUGAGGUUGAAAGUAUUAUACCAGCAUCCUUUAUGCCUCAAGAGGUUUUAGUCAAUUCAGUUGCAUGGAAUGAGAAUGCAGUUGGUUCAUCGAUAUAUGCAGUAGGUACAGCUUCCGGGCUACUAAUAGUUGAACGUCUCGACCCAACGACGCAUACAUAG